GUGAAUUGACACGUCUUCAGCAGGUUAGUUGGUUCCCUUCUUUCCUGAAUUGUUCUUCGAGAAGGCGCGCACAAGUAUUUCCGGAUCUGACGAGCUGUUGUGAAAGACAAAAAAAUUAUGGCGGAGCAGAUCAACAUCACUCCUCGUGAGGAGCAGGGCUCAAAAGAGUCCGUGCGGCCCUCGACGGAUUCUGGAUGUAAGGGAGGUAUCGACACGGUGUCGGAUUGGUUUGAUAAGGCCUUUGACGAAGUUGGGCAAGCGUACGGUCGCCAGGCGGUGCGUCGGCCCGUCGCGUGUGCGUGUGCAGGAUUUUGGGUCUUGCUCCUAACCGCCAUCCCCGUCUUGGUCAGUCUGACGCAAACCGACCACAAUGGGCGCCCGAUGCGCAGUAUUUUUUGUUUUUCUCUUGUUUAGAAUACGUUGAGCAAUACACGAUGUCUGGGCUCCCGCAGUUCAUCCGGCCGAAACCGACAUGUCGCUGCUGUCGGACACGAUCUACUAGAACAUGAACUGACUGUAAUAGAACUAGGACUUGGCUAUUUUAUCUUGCACUUCCACGUAACUACAGGCCCCGUCAACAAAAACCGCGGAUUUGCGUACCGCUCUGACUACAAAAUGUGGUCCCCAGUCUAUCGUAAUGAUUAGCGCACUCGCCCCGAAGUUCCUCUAUCAAAUUAAUAUUGCUAGGCUCUACUUUCGAGCGAGUUGUAAAAGCAAUUGCGUUUUGCAUGACCAUGACAAACAUUUGUGUGCGAUAUUCCCCUUGCACUCCUGGAACUUUAGCAGGACAGCUGGCCGCUGAUCCUCGUCCAUGAUGGAGGAUACUGCCAUACAUAAAUAUUUUCGGUGUGAUGAACAGGGAAUCAGUUAUUGUGAUGAAGCUCCACAUCAAAGCAGAUCGUCGCCCUUUUUGUUCGUUUUCAUUCCAAAUUUGUUUUUCAUUUUCUGAAAUGGGCAUCGGCAACAAACAUUCCAUAGACAGACACCGGCUGAUGUUUCUGAGGCAGGGUGGGGCGCGUCUUUUCAUCACCAUACGGUCUCAACUCCGCAGGCGGAACGCUUGGAUCGCGUGGAGAAGUCGGCCCAAAAGAUGCGGAAGGAUAUCAUAAUGAAAAACGCUCCGACCUUCGUAAUAAAAGCGAAGAUCAAUCAUACUGCUGCAUUGCUAAAGUUCCAGAUAGCAUCCAGAAUCACGCACGAGCUGCGAUUUUUCCUUUGUUUGCAAGCUUCGCGACGAGCAGCAGCUGCUCUGACACGACAAAUAUCUCGGCCUUCUCCUGUGCCUCUCCGUCGCGCGUCUUAUCGCACAUUUGCACUGCAUUCAUGUCGCUCUUGUUCCUUCAUGCUCAUGCAGGCCGAUAUGACUCACGGUGAUGAUUUCAAUCAAGAAACAUCACGUCGCAAGCUUUCAGUUGUACAGUAGCUUUUCAUGAGAAAAGGGGGAUGCUUUUCACUUUGAUAAAAGAGUACCUGGAUUCUGCGGCGCAUAAGGCAGCCGUGAUCGGCUUCACGAAAAAUCCCGAUAUUGCCUCGGAUUUGAACCAUAUGACUGAAAAAAAGUGUUUCAUCAUUAUGACCAUUUUGCAGUUGCUGGAUUCGCAUGAUGAGGGAACUUGUAGCUUCGCUCAACAAAGAAAAUCUGCCAUGCCCCGCGCUUCCCUGGAAAAAUGAAGACAGAAAAAAAUAGGAUGAUCUGCUGCGUUUCCUGCCGACAACCGACCAACGAACACAGGAGGCGUGGGUAUCAGAAACACAAUCGCAUGCCCUGCAUUAUAAUACUGUUUAUGAAACAUGAAACAAGCUUUUCUCCUUCCAUAUACCAGGAAUGCAAAGAUCAGGAGAAGGGCAAGGAAGAACAGUUUCUGUUUCUCCUCUACCGGAAAAACAACGGCGUCGAUUUGUGCAAAACGGACAACUUAUCCCGCAGACAUCUAUAAGCUAGAUAAGUACUUGUCUGCCAGCCCUCACCAGCAGCUGAUAAACCUGCUUACGUACUCGCUUUAUCGUAGCGGGUGGCUCUCUGGGAGAGCAAAUCAAUACUCAUUGUGAUGCAUCAUUGACAUCUCGAAAUAAACAAAGGGCGAUGCAUGUAGAGCAGACCCACGUAAGUAGGUAGCCGCUAGAUUUCGGCGGGAUACAGCGUCGACAAGAUCUGGAAUUGGGAACAGUACGUUAAGAAGCGUGUCACGAAGGAGGGAAAGGGGUAAAAUUUUCUUCCUGCACCAUAUUUUUAACACACUGCUGAUAGAUAUCAUGCGUGCCCGCACAAUGCACGACACUACAAACUGUUUACUCAAUGGAAGCACGUAAGAAUAAAGCAGACAGGUCUGAUCGUGUUCGUGAAUGAUAGCAGUAUAUUUAUAAAGAUCCACGACAUCAACACCAGUCGGCAGAAGUUCUAGUAAAAAGCGUUGUACUUGCUUUUAUGACUAUGACGCAACAGGUACGCGUAUGGCCCGGACUUCUGUCCGCUCAAUCCUGACAUGAACAUCGGACCCCGCAUGAUGGCCCGAAAUGCAACCGGCUGGAAUGGAGCUGCAUCCAACAUUUUGUACCAUAAGACCUUCUCAAACGUUACAAUCUCAAACGUUACGGUUACAAUUGAGUCUGGGAUUUGUCUUGUUGCAUGAUGAGCAUGACAGACUCGCAGAGCGUUCCACUUUCUGCAAUACAAAUUUCGCCCGAUUCUACUGCGGUUUGGAGCUCCAAAACUUGUCAUGCGCAAUCCUGUGGGAGUUGGCUAGAUCACGCACUUCUUGCAUCACAGACUUCCAUACUCUGUUGUAAUGUUUGAGAUUGUAACACUUGAGCAGGUUAUAUACCAGACCCAGGGUUUUAUGGAGCCAUGUGACAACUACAAAACCGCAGGGCAUCCCGGCUACCACGAACACAAAGCGUGCGUGUUGAAAGGUCAGAGCCCCACGAUCAAACUAUCGCAAGAACUGCCCUUGUCUUCUUUACUGUAAGUACUUGGCGAAAUGCAACACAGAUGCACAGGCCUGAGUGAACAAGAAGUAGAGCAUCUGUUUUACAACAGUGGCAUGUCAAAAGGCGAAUAGAUACCGCAACAGGAGAAAAAUCUAUCAACACUUGCUUCUUUCGCAAGUAGGUACUAACUUGUUCUUCAAGAUCUCGUCUCAGGCAGAAAGGACUAUACUAGCUAUUCCUGCACGGAAUCAUGACGACAGUUCUUCUUUUCAUACGCCUGCGAGUGCGAAGACCGUUCCGCGUGCACGACAACGUAAGAACUUAAAAUUGAAAACUCUGAUGCCGCAGUAGUUUAUUCGCUUUUGGUUUUGGAUGAAGAAGGAGAAUGAAAUACACAUCCUCUUCCUCGUGGUGAAGAUUACGAUUACCCUGUUAGAAACCUGCAUCAUAAAUUAUGAUUGCAGAAACUCGACCUAUUGGGGUGCGACGCGACCAGAUGUCCGGGUGUGCAAGACCACGGCGGACAGCACGUGCAUCGACGACAGAGGGGGCUACUCUGCGAGUGCCUGCGUCCGCUGCGCGGAAAAAGAUUCCAACACGCCAGGUCUCACUGCAAAAAAGGGCGACUCCUCCACGCCGGGAACUUGUCUCGAAGACAUGCGCGUCGGCUUCAACAGGUUUCUCACUUUAUUGCUUCGUUCAUUCAUUCUAAUACUUCCUCCAAUUUUGGUUUUGCUUUUGUCCUCAUUAUUUAUUGUACCAAAUCCUGCUGCUAUGCUAUUUCUACCCGGCACGAAACCGUUGCGACGUGGUGAGCCACAGAAACCUUGCUGGUUCUGGAAAUGUGGAUGCACAAUUUAGAAGUCACAGUCAGAAAUGAAACUGAUUCUACGAACUUACUGCUACCGCAGGGACCAAAUGCCGCAGGCCUUUUGGUGCAGCAAUUUGGUAUCACAUUGAAUGAAAAUGAUCUUCCUCGUCAUUCAAUUUUGUGGUCGUAAAUUAAAUGGCGCAUUCCUUGUGUCGUGUGUAUAUGAUUCAUAAGUGAUAAAUUCUGAGCGCAGUGCUAGAGAUAACCUGACGCGCCGGCAAAAGGAACGAGGGGCAAGUAGCGCUGCCACCUAGUCUUCGUUGCGCGCUCGUCAGAGGCUCAGCUACCGCUACGCAUCGAUUGAUAUACCGUUGGUGCAGAAGAUGAGUUGGGAUAUUAAAGUACCUGCAGGGGCAGGUUGUGGCUAGUUGCAUGUUUUUGUUUUAAUAUUCUUACCUUCAAAUAAUUGGUUGCUUUAUUGAAGUGCAAUGCAUGGACUUGCCACUGCACCAGUCUGGACGGGGGAGAUCCUUUUCAAAGCAAUAGUUUGCGUUUUUGUCGCCCGUUGGGUUGAUGAAUGCCGUCGCCUACGUAUCAUUUGCAAAACGGCCCCUACUUACUCCCCAUCAAGUCCUUUGUUUCUGGCUGCACUGUAUAAACCAAAUACUUACAUCAAAUUUCCGUAUUUAAAUGCAAGAAAAUAUGCAUGUUGAUGGUCUUUUGAUUAUUGUGCAGCUACAUCAUGGACAUUCACAUUUUCUACUACUUAACGUCGCUUUAGGUGCUGUAAACUCGUGGCGCACCAGCGCACACGCCACACAAUCACAAAGUGUGUGAGUGCCGUUCGGGUGCGACCCUGCAAAAUAGCAGCGAGCAGCAGAAGUGAUAUGUAAUGUAUCGUUCUUGUAGUUCUCACUGCGGUUGUUGUGGGGAAGGACAGGGGCUUGUCGCAUAUGAUACUAGAACUUCGACGCCUCGGUUGACGACCCCACGCACUGGGCCGUGAUGCUCCGACCCAGUCCGGAUCCGCAGGACCCCGCUGCCGCGGAAACCCGUGCGAACAAAUACGGUCCGGUGAUCAGUGACAGUCACUACGGCGCCUCUACACUUGGGCUGCUCCGGGAGUUCAGUUUCCGCCCAGUGAUGGCGGGCUUCAUGACAGACGUGGUGCUCUCUAUCACAGAGAAAAAAUUGCACGUCUGCCUUUAGCUUUACCAGAUUUGUGCGUAGUUGAAUAAUUUGCAUUCUGUUUUGCACGUGUACGAGUUCGCAUUAGUAUUUUGUUUUUGGAUAUAUGUUUGAAUUUCCGCGAAUAAUGUAUGCCCCGCGAUUUUUCGCUUAGAUGUCCGAAAAUGCCUGGCCUUAGCAAAGGGAGCCACGACCUAUGGCCUCAGGGAUGCAGGCUGUUCCUGCCCCGCAACGGGGAGAGGGCAGUUGCGUGGAGUACAAAACUCUUUACUCAAAAUCAGCAGUAUCGCUUUAUCAGGUUUGAAGAAAAAUACGCCAUUCGUUUUCUCUGGCAUAUUUUCCGGGACCCACCGAGACCGACGGCAGGAACUGGUGAGGAAUGGAACUUGCGACCAGUGUAUCAACUGUAAAAAUGUCUGGGUCUGGAAGAAUUCAUGUUUGUCAUGGUUGUCUGGCAUGACUCUUAAAUCUGUCAUGCACGUUACCCAAGAGCUCCGUUUUUCUGUGAUGCAGAAGGGCAGUUUGUCAUGCAGAAUAGGCAACACCUAGGAGCUCAGAAACUUGUCAUGCUGAGCCAGCAUUUGUAGCCUCAUCAUGAGACGCCAACCAGCAUCACAAGUUUCCAGACCCAGACAUUUUUACUUUUGAUACAGUGUCGCGCCGAGCUCGAAACAGCGUACGUCGCGGACCUGGACCGUUUCAACGGCAGCUACGUCGCUCCCGCGGACUCGUGCAGUGACUGCCACAAGGGCGGCGACGACGCGUGUUACGGCUGCGUCGCGGGCGGCGCGGGCGGGCCGCUCCCCCCGGGCGCAGAUCCCAACCUCGAAAACACCAACCGCGAUCCCGCCCUCCCGGGAAACCAGAACGUCGCCGAGUGCAUGGGCUACACGACAGAAAACGACUGCUGGACCAACGGCUGCCAGUGGUACACGUCCACCUUCCUGGCGGCUUUCACCAACGCAGGUGGGUUGGACCCGGCACACUGGACCCCGGCUGGUGCUGCCACGGUAUCCCUUGUGGAAAAGUGCUCGUCACCCCCAGACUUCUCGUGCCAUUUCGCAUGAUGCCCAGAAAAGAAUGUGUCUCGUGUGCGGCGGCCCCUCGACGGGCAUGUGUAGUCGUAUUUAUUCUCGUGCUCAUGCUUAUUCACGCAGCCAGGGCCACGGUAGCUAAGCACGACUUCUACUUCGCUUACCCACAUACACAUUAGUCAUGACUCCCACCACUUGAACUUCUUGACACGUAGUGCAGAAGAAUUCCCAUUUUGAAUCUUGGGUGGCGUCGCUUUUGCGCACGAUACCUGGGCAUUUGUCGUCUAUGCAUUGUAAAUAUUUAUCUGGAUCUGGUUCCACAGUGGAAGCAAACGUUGUGCUUGUGAUGCUCGGUUGGCAUGACUGUGAUGUAUCGUCAUCCUCGAUGUGUUGUGGUCACGCAUGUUGACACGACAACGGUGCAGUUGUUUGCACGCAAUUGCUGUUCAUGCUUAGCUGCGUACUGAUCGCUUGUGUGCAGAGAGCAUCCACGAAUUGACGUAACAUGCUUGUUCAGGCGCCAGAUCAAUCUUUGCCGUCUAUAGCGACCGUGCGUCGACGACUCGCGCACUAUUUUUCGGCAUCCGGUGGUCACCUUGGCCGGUUGCGCCGUCCAGGAUACGGCCUGCGCGUGUGGAGUGAACUCCGGCGGCUAUUGUGAGGAAAAACGUACCCACACCAGAGUUGUAAUGCAGAUUUGCAAAGACAGGAAGACCUGUAAUGCGCAUCCCCAUGAGAGCCAUUCCCAGUCGUGUUUUGGAAUUUGUGAUGCUGUGAACAGGAUGAGCAGAUGAAUCUGUGAUGCGGAUGCACUUGCUAACCUGCACUACACUGCAUAGUGAAGCUUGUCACGCGUGACUCACAAAACUCCUGGGUUUGUGUUGCAAAAUCCCCAUCCUGACUCUGGUGUGGGUACGUUUUUACUCAGGAUAGCGGCUGCGCGAUCGCCAUGGCCUGGGAUGUCGCUUCGCGGGCCUGCCCCCAUGUCUGCCCGCAACAUAUUGGCAGCGCCGUUUCGAUGAACAACAAAAACUGUGCCAGUUCGGGCGUGAACCCGGACCUCCCGCCCCGGAGCCGCACCAUGCUCCGGAGGCUGAAGGACGCGCAAGAACAACAGAGCACGACAAAGACCUCCUCCGCCGAAACCUCCACGUCCGCACGCAAGUUGUCCGUCGCCCCCGCUGUGGCCGAGGGUACGGCUACGCAGGAACAGUGCCAGGCCUGCCGCGAGUACGUGACGCAAGGCCUGCCCGCGAGUCGCGACAGCCUCGAUGGGGACGGUUCCAAGGUGCGCGACACGAUGGCAGCCAGUUACGAGGCGGAAAACUGCAAGGGGUUCCUGGUGGCCAUCCGCAUGCGCGCCGAGUGCGAGCUGAACCACCCCGACUGGCGCCGUAUCUCCAACAACUGGACGCCGCCGCAGUUGAUAUCAAAUGCAACAGUGUCUGGGUCUGGAAGAAUGCAAGUUUGUCAUGAUGCUUGUCCGGCAUGAUUCGACGAGAAUCUGUGUUGCAUAGGCACGAAAAGACCCUCUUACCUGUCAUGCAAAAACGCAGCUUGCCAUGCGGAAUACGUAAGACAUGGCAGCCAAAAAAUUUGCGAUGCAUAGCUGCGUACUGCAGUCCGGCUAUCAUCCACUUUUUGCAUCACAAGUUUCCAGACCCAGACACUUUUACAAUCCAUAGCUGAAGGACCGGGACGAUUGGGUCCGCGAAAUGAUUAGCGAGUACAACGAGAACUACAAGUAUUCAAUAAAAAAACACCCUCACAAUCACUUUUGCACAUUUUUGCAAUACAAAAAUUUUUGUCAUGCGCAAAAAUGCAUCACAGUCAAGAGUUAUUGGUGAUUUCCCUUUGUGUUUUUGCAAUACAAGAAAAAUUUGUCAUGCGAGAGAAAUUUCUGGUGCAAAACCUCCUAAAUGUGAUUGUGAUGGUGUUUCUUCCUUGGAUGACAAGAAGGAUCCCGAGACGGGGGAGAAGCUGGACGCGCCCCCCGCGGGCAAAACGUAUGCGGGCGAGCCCAGCCGAUGGCGCCAGCUGGAGGACGCCGGCAUCGGGGUCACCAUGUACCACCCCUACUUCCUGGGCCAGGAGACGACGGAGCUCGUCGUAGCGGAAUUGGCAUCCCUGUCUCUGACCUUACGCAGGAAAAAGAUUUGUUGCUUUUCAUCUUCGAUCUGUCCUUUAUUUCUAAUCUGUGCAGCUCCAGGAUGGUCCUGGCAGGACGCCACAAUGUCUCAACAUGCAUGGCCAGCGACACAUCAUGAUACACAAGAAAACUCCACGGCCAUAUUAAUCUUCGGCAUGAUCAUAUGUGUACGACGGACGAGCAUAAGUAGCAGGCUUGUUCUACGUGGGAAUAAAAGUAGUUGUGCAUUUUCUACUGCUGCAGCACCGCGGAUAAGUAAUUCAUUACGCUGAUCGAUCGAUCCUGGCACAGCACCACCAUGAUUUUUUUUUCUGCAUAGGUGUUUGUACUCAUGUACUUCUUCCUGAUCGCCGCCAUCGGCCCGAAACAGUGGCGGCGGUGGGUGUUGAGCUCCCUCGUGCUGGUGCAGCCCUUCCUCGCCAUCCUGCUCGCUAUGUAUCAAAUGUAAAAAUGUCUGGGUCUGGAAACUUGUGAUGCUGAGUGGCGUAGCAUGAGGAGGCCUCAAGUGCUGGCCCAGCAUGACAAAUUUCUGAGCUUGUAGGUGUUGCCUAUUCUGCAUGACAAAUUGCGUCUCCGCAUGACAGAAAAACGCUGCUCUUGGGCAACGUGCAUGACAGGUUUAUGAGUCAUGCCAGACAAGCAUGACAAACAUGCAUCCUUCCAGACCCAGACAUUUUUACAUUUGAUACUAUGGGCAUGAGUGCAAUCCCCUGGUGGUGGUGGGUGCCCGGUGACCUGGACCGGGACGGCGAGGAGGACUAUCGAAAGGAAAAAUCCCCCCUCCCCAUAUCAAAACUGAAUUUCUGAUGCUGGAUUUGCUUACACAAAUCAGCUUUGUAUUGCAGAGAGGCACUGCGGCCACGUCCCCAGGCUAGGUAGGGGCGUAUGGGUCUAGUUGUUCAGCAUGGCAAACGGCUCCCCUUUAGGCCCAACAGCAUGACAAGCCGCUUCCAUAAUAUGGCGAGCGCUUCUGUCCUUGUCUUCUUGCAAGGCAAACGUGAUUUGUGACCUCAAAUCAGCAACACAGAUCUUCGGAGACAUACCUUUUCAAUAUGGGGAGGGGGGAGUUUUCCUUACGAUAAGGAUAUGGUGGUCCCCACCACCGUGCUCACCGCCCUGGGUCUGCACUUGAUGCUCGCGGUCGUCGUGGAUUACGACAUUAUCCUCGUGCGGGCGUUCGACCGCAUCACCAAGAUGCUGCCGUUUGAGGACCGGGUGGCCGUGGCCGCCGGGUACGCCCACCGAACCGUCUCCGUGUCGAUGUUGGUCGGCGUCGCGGCCUUCGCCCUCGGUUCCUUCGUGGAUCUCCCGGUGCUCACCUACUUCUGUUGGCAGUCCUUCGUGGCGAUGAUCGGCCUGUACGUGGGGAUGUAUUACAAGGAAAAAUGCCCCCACCCCCAGCUUGGCAGCAUUUGUAUUGCAAACCCUUCCAACAGAAACAUUCCCCGUCUUGCAUAUCUCAGCAUCACAGAUUUUCGAUGCUGAAUAGGUCAAAUUUGUGUUGCGAAGCAGCCCAACAGCAGCCGGAUCUGUUAUGCACAAGGCACCUUGCGCACCCAGAUUCUGCAUCAGAAACGCUCGCAAUCCUUUGAUGCAAGACAAAAAGCUUUCAUUUGGAAACUUUGCAUGACAAAUUGAGGGGUGGGGGCGUUUUUCACUGUAAUAGGAUGUUCUCCAUGUUCCUGGCGACCAUGGUCAUGCUGGAAAAGCAGGACCCCGCCAACGCGCAGUAUCAAAUGCAAAAAUGUCUGGGUCUGGAAGAUUGCCAGGUUUGUCAUGCACAUUUUGCAUGACUCCUGAUGUCUGUGAUGCAUUCCCUAGCAUCACAGACUUUCUGAGGGCUUCCUGAUGCCUAUACCGCAUGACAAAUGCUCUUUCCGUGUAGCAAAACUUGGACCCUCUUUGCUGCUCAUGCAAUACAGAUUUUUUUAGAAUCCAAAAUCAGCAUGACAAGUUGGAUUCUUCCAGACCCAGACAUUUUUACAGUUGAUACGCAGGAGGAAAACGUGAAAAAUCUGACCGCAAAGUCGACGAUGAAAAAACUGGUGGUGAAGAACUCCGCGGACAUGAAAUUCGCGAACGCGCUCUCCAAGCCGGUCAUCGUCGCGGGCAUCUGCGUCGUGGAGCUCGCUUUCAUCUGCCUGUACCUCUUCGGCGAGCCGUUGAAGGCCGAGUUCGAGGGGAGCCGGUACCUGCUGCCGGACAGCAAGGUGCGCGUGUUCACGCUGAAGGUGGACGAGAUGGGGGGGCUCCCGGAUCCGGUCUCCGUGUGGUUGCCGCCCUCGCAUAUCGGCCAGUACCACAAGAAGGAAAACCGCCAGUACUACAUGCAGGUGAUCGACCAGAUGCGCGCCAUCCCGGAGGUGAAGGCCAUUGACGCCGGCCUGCCGAGUCUCUGGUCCUGGUUGCAUGAGUACGAGGCGCAGCUCCGGGGCGUACAGGGCUUCCAGGGCUUCGAGAAGGCGCAGGACCCGGGCUACAACGCCUAUUCUGCGAACUACGACACCACCGCCGGCGAGUACCGCCCGGCCCAUGCGUACGCGUCCACCUACGCGCACAAGGGCUGCGUGGCCUGCCCGCGCAUGAUCCGGUCCGCCUACUACGAUACCGCUUUGCGACUCCCCGACACCAUGACCGACGCCCAGAUUGACUUGAUUUUCGCCGCCCCCGCGGCAUUGACCAAGGAGCACAACGGCCCCUUCGUGCAGUUUUUGGUCAAAGACGUGGAUUACAGCGUGCCGGGCCUCGAGUUCUACUCCGGCGGCCAGGGUGCCGCCAUCACGGUGAACAGCGCCGCGUCGCUGGCGGACGCCUUCCAGGGCACUUUGGCCUCGGACGGGUUCCACAUCGCCUCCGUCACCAAGGUUGCGCCCAGCUCCUCCACCUGCGGCGAGGUGCUGCGUUCGCUGAACCCGAAGCACGCCGACGAACGCUUCGCCAACGACACCUCGGUGGCCAGUUUCAAGUGGUGGCUGAAGUCCGAAGUGAACAAACUCAGCACCGGCGGCAAGCUGGAAAUCUAUCAAAUGCAAAAAUGUCUGGGUCUGGAAACUUGUGAUGCUGGGUGGCGUAACAUGAGGAGCCCACAAGUGCUGGCCCAGCAUGACAAGUUUCUGAGCUUCUAGGUGUUGCCUCUUCUGCAUGACAAACUGCGUUUCUGCAUGACAGAAAAGUGGCGCUCUUGGGUAACGUGCAUGACAGAUUUGAGAGUCAUGCCAGACACGAAUGACAAACAUGGACUCUUCCAGACCCAGACAUUUUUACAUUUGAUAAAAUCCGCUUCAAAUCCAUUUUCGGCGGCCGGUUCGCGACCGACGACACCUUCUUGAGCGACAAGGUGGCCUGCUCCAACCGGACGGACUACGUCGGCGUGCGGGAAGACUUCUGGGGUACGCCGGAGGGGGAGCCCUACUUCUACGACUUCGUGCACGACUUCUACGAGAACUGGGACCAGUACAAGACCUGCUGCGCCACCCAGUACCGCCCCAACACGCUGCUGGACAAGCGGGCGGGGAUAUUGAGAGGAAAAAUCCCCCCUCCCCAUAUCGAAAAGGUAUGUUUCCACAAAUUUGUCUUGCUGAUUUGAUGCCGCAAAUCACGCCUGUCUUGCAAGAAGACGACGCCACAGGCUCUGCCGCAUUAUGCAGGCGGUUUGUGAUGCUGUUGGGCCUACAGCAUAAACGUUUCUCAUGCUAAGCGCCUAGGCCAAAACCUCUCUACUCAGGCUUGGGAGGAGCCUGAAGUCCUCUACUGCAAGACAAACCUGAUUUGUGCACGCAAGUCCAGCAUCAGAAACUUCCUUUUGAUAUGGGGAGGGGGGAUUUUUCCUUGUGAUAGGGGAAGGAGAACAAGCCCCACACCGCGGUCUUCCCCAAGGUGGAAUCCGCGGCGGGCCGCAUCCACUGGGCCACCUAUGGGCAGAAGGUCGCCGGCCUGCGGUCCUCGAUCUAUCCUAUGUAAAAACGUCCCCACCCCCUAUGUAAAAACGUCCCCUUCGAAAUUUCUCUGUCUUUAAAUUUGGUCUUUUCCAGUACAUAAACACCCCAGAGUCAAGAUGGGGAAUCGGCUAGACAAUUCCGCAAGUUUUGGCUGUUUUGCAUGACAAACUUGGACUCGUAGCGUAGUACUGUUUGAGAUAGUUCAGCAGCGUCACAGGUCUAGCACAUCUUCAUGCUGAUUGGAGCAUAACAAAUUCCACAACGCGACGAGAUAACUCUUCUCAUGGGGCUUCGCAUGAGAAACAUUUUCAGCAUGCUGAUUUGCAUUACAGCUAUGGGGUGGGGACGUUUUUAAAUGCGAUACGAUCGUGACCUUCUUCAUGAAGUACGACUUGAACGACAGCAAGCACCGCAUCAAGGUGAUGCACCUGCUGCAGGACCACCUGGAGAAGCACCGCAGCAUGUACCCGCACCGCUGGGGUUCCCUGUCGAAGGAUUCCGGCGGCGACCCGGACGGCAAGGCUGACGACUCGUUUGUGGUCGCCCGCUUCUUCCCCAACGCGGAUCGCGAUGAGAACAUGAACGACUACUUGCAACACCACUUGCUCUUCGUCUACAUCGCAACAAUUAUUUCCUGUGUCGUUUUCAUGCACCCCUUCUAUGGCACCUUGACGGCCGUCUUCUUGAUGCUCACCAUGAUGCAAAUCCAAGGACUCAUGAGCGCUUUCGGAAUGAACUUAGGUACAGUGAAUAACUUUAACUUCUGUUCUUAUUUAGCGUCUCUUGUACUACGCGCCGUCGUCGGCUCUGCACAUCGCAUGCUAACUAUAAUACGGUUAACGAGCAUGGUACUUGCAGUGCAGCUGGACAGUGAAGAAAGAAUCUGAAUCGUGGCCGCAGCACCGCACUAACACAAUUUCAAUUGUCCUCCCGCGGCAAUAGCUGCAUGUCGUGGUCAACUUAAUUUCUGUGUAACCUACCCACUCCACAGAUAUCGUGACGUUCGCGGUUUUGGUGAUGGCAUAUCGAAAUCAAAAUCUUUUUCACUCCGGUUCACGCUACAGGCACACAGAUACAAUGAUAGAGACGCAUGGCUGUUGACAGUGAUAAGUAUUUAUUCUCCGGCAAGGGAACGAAGAUUUUUCUACUCUAUGUAGACGAGUACUUGUUGUGUGGCAGGACGAGUGAUAAUGAAAGAUUUUCAGUUUCAUACGUUGAUGGGCUUCGCGAUUGAGUACGUGGUCCACAUCGCGCAUGCCUCUAUCCAGACAUCAAUUUUGUCGGUGUACUGCUUUGCUUCGUAUCUUGCAUGCGUAGAAAAUUCCCAUUUUUGGCAUGCCAGAUGCGCCAUGAAGAACAGGAUUUACUUGCUUGAUCGUGCCUGGCGGGACAUCGUAGAGCGGCUAGGUUGUCGGUAGCUGCGAGCAGCGGCUAGGCAGUAGACCGUAUCAAACUGCAUCGAUGGCGAUGGGAAUAAAGCGAGGCAUACUAGUACAACUACCACGCUUUUUACAUUGCACAACCGUCUUGCACUGCCAGGGUCGUGGGUUGGAGCGCACGAAAAACGCCCAGGAAGAAAUGGGCCUGACGGUGUUUUCCGCAUUUCUCUCCACCGCAGUUCAGCAGAUCUAUGGCGCUGCACAACUCUCUCUGUUCCUUUUCAUUUUCAGUAAGUAGUUCUUCAAAACGCCAGCCCCAGCGAGUGCAGUUUUUGAGUCGGUUAGCUGCUGGCACUGUUUGAAGGAUAACGUUGCAGAAAACCGAAUAGGAGUAAGUUGUACAAGAACCCGUGUGUGACUUUCCGUAACAUUUUUAUGCACAAAUUUUUGCAUCACACAUGGGUGGCGCAUCACCUCUGUUGCUCGUCUUCAUCAUGCCCUUCACAACAUGCAUGCGGAGCAGGGGAAGUUCUGCAAUCGGAUAGGAUUGUACUGCUGUUUAUGAACUCCAGUUUGGUGUUCGAGACGUACUCCGGCACCAUGAUGUUGGUGAUCAUCAAGAGUGGUAUGACCGGUUUCCUCCUUGUCCCCUCGCUGCUGGGGCUUCUGGACAUGGGAAUGGAAAAGUUCUUCCCGCAGAUGGAGGGUAUCCAGUGCAAAUAAUAUAUCUGGGUUUGGAAGAAUGCAAGAGGUUCUUCGUCAUGCUUGUCUCAGAUGAAAACUUGAAUCUGUAAUGCGUGAACAGGAAAAAAACCGCACCGCUUGCCUGUCGAGCAAAACUGCAAUUCUCCAUGCGCAAAGCGAAAGAACGCAAAUGAGCACAGAAACUUGUCAUGCGUGGCUGCGUAUAAUUGCAGAGGUCCGCCCACCAUGAUUCACAAACUAGCAUGAUCACGAGGCGCGUUUGUGGUUUCAGUCGUUUUAAGCAUCACAAGCUUCCAAACAUAUUUGCAAUGCAUAGAGGGCGGCAUGGCGCAAUCUCGGAGAAGAAGCUUGGAAAGCGUGGACGCCUAUUGCCAUGAAAAAUCCCCCUUCCCCAUAUCAAAACGGAAAUCUGUGAUGCAGAUUUGGGGUCACAAAUCAGCUCUGUGAUGCUAGAAGGCAAAAGAUGCGGACUGUAGUGCUGUCUAGCGUGGGAAAGCCUUGCAACUCCAGGAUGACAGGAGGCAACUGGAAGUGGGAAACAGCAUGACAGAUUACCUGCAAUUUAGGCCGCAGCUUCGUCUCUUGGCCUUCUAGCAAUACAAGUCGAUUUGUGUACUCAAAUACAGCAUCACAAAUUCGCGCAUCUUCCGUUUCCGAUAUGGGGUGGGGGCUUUUUUCACUUUGAUAACGCCCUCACCCCGAAAAACCUCGAAGAGCUCCAGAAGGUCGCAGAGGCCGCGUAAAUUUCAUCUGAACACCUGGAAAUUUUUUUUUACCAUCUUGCACGCUCCCAAGCAAGAAACUUGUGAAGCUUUAGAUCAACAACUAAAUCAGUAGGUAGAAGUACAUUAUUUUCAUCGACUAGGCGUAUCCGGAGAACCCGGUUCCACUGAAGACGAAAACAAAUGAAGUAACGCCUGUGCACCACGCUUCGAAUGUGCAAUUGCCUGCGUUUCGGCAAUAUAAAGAACUGUGAGUUUCCUGCGCCUUUUUCUUGUUUCUAUUUCCAGAGCUAAAGCAAACGGGGCACAUAACAACACCAUGACUUGUUCAUCUAGUGCACAGAUGCAUGUAAUAGAAAAAUAUACUAAAGUAGAAGCUUCUUAUAAAUAAUUCCAAUAUUUAUAUUUUCAAGUUAGUUCUGCAAAAGUAACAACAGCAGUCACAAAAUAAACAAAAUUUUUAAGCACUCAAAUCUGAAAAACAAAAUCAUUAAUAAAACCACAACGACAACGCCAGAGCCAGUCAAAGGCGAAGAUACAGAUACGAUGAAAUAUUAGAUCAAGUAAAAGCAUAUUUGUUGAAACUGCUCUAUUAGAAAGUGAAAGAAUACUAUCGGGAUUACUUACCAAGACAUCAACUCUCAUGUUAGUGGUCCACUUGUUUGCCACUACAUGACAAAGACCCCCUCGUCUAUGCAGGUCCCGUGCCCGGCGAUCCUGGGGCGGAAAUUGGGGAAAUGCCUAAGGGAUCUUGGUACGGCAGCAGUCAUACUGUACGCCGUAAACUACGG
Amoebophrya sp. A120 is the source of this 15645-nucleotide messenger RNA. The record is from the annotation of a GenBank genome assembly. Lineage: Eukaryota; Dinophyceae; Syndiniales; Amoebophryaceae.